This is a messenger RNA of Thlaspi arvense, 1439 nucleotides long. The record is from the annotation of a GenBank genome assembly. NCBI's taxonomy places the organism in Eukaryota, Viridiplantae, Streptophyta, Magnoliopsida, Brassicales, Brassicaceae.
UUGUAGGCCCCUCUUUUUUGUAUUGAAUUAUUGCUCUUUCGGCAUGUUCUCCCCUUAAAUAAAUGUUGCAGUGCUAAUAUGCUAAUAUAUUCCUAUAUAUCGUUUACCCAAACAUAUAAUAAAAAGCAACACUUUUGAUCUUGUAAGAAUUUGAUCCAAAGAUUCAUAUAUCGUCAUGUCUUCUUCAAGGAACUCUUUCAUGAAUGUUCUUAGUAUGAAUGGAGGAGAUGGAGAGCACAGCUAUUCUAGUAAUUCUGAUAAUCAGAGAAAUGUUAUCUCUAAGACACGACCGAUGGUGGAAGAGAACAUCAAAGAAAUGUUACUUAACUUAAAUUAUCCUGAUUGCAUCAAAGUGUCAGAUUUAGGAUGUUCUUCAGGACAAAACACGUUUGUGGUGAUGUUGGAAAUCGUCAACACGGUCACAGGAUCGUACCAACAAAAACAAAAAAACCUACCAGAGAUUGAUUAUUGCCUAAACGAUCUUCCACAAAACGACUUUAACACAACUUUCAGGCUGAUCCCUUCCUUUGAUAAAGAGGUUAAAGGAAAGUGUUUCAUAUCUGGAACCCCAGGCUCCUUCUACACAAGACUCUUUCCAAAAAAAUCUCUCCAUUUUCUUCAUUCAUCUUAUAGUAUUAUGUGGCUUUCUAAGGUUCCUCAAGGACUUGAAGAUAACAAGAAUAACGUGUACAUUAGAAGUGGAUGUCCUAUAAACGUGUGCAAGAGUUAUAUGAAUCAAUUCCAAAAUGAUUUCUACUUAUUCUUGAGAUUGCGUUCUGAAGAGAUGUUGCCUAACGGACGCAUGGUUCUCACGUUCAUAGGAGCAAAUGAUGUGGAUCCUUUAUGCAGAGGCGAUUUCUACCUUUGGUCCUUGCUAUCUGAUGCACUUAUCGACCUAGUUUCGGAGCGGGUCGUGAAACAAUCAGAAGUGGAGUCAUUCAACUUACCGUUCUACAAUCCGAACGAAAGAGAGGUUAUUAAGAUUGUCCAAAAUGAAGGCUCCUUUGAGAUUAACAAGAUAGGGACACAUGAGCAUCUUGUUUCCUACAAAACUGAUGAAGAAGAAGAUGAUGACCAAUCACAUGGAAUCAAAGUUGGGAGAAAGAUGGCAAAUAGAGCACGAUCCAUCGCGGAACCAAUGCUUAUUGCUCAUUUUGGUGAUACCUCUAUCAUUAACCACCUCUUCAAGAAAUUUGCACACCAUGCAACCCAAAAAUAUAGCUUUUCCAGCCCAACAACGUUCAACAUUAUCAUGUCUUUGAUUAAGAAAUAAAAUCAUAUCUGUAAUGAAUUAAGAUUUUUUUUUUAAUAAAGAGUUUAUUAUUUAGAUGCGAGAAGAAAAAAAAAAACAAUACAGCCCAGCCAAUGUUCUUAAAGACGAGCCCAUAAUUCAUUUAUAUUGGUAAAGUUUUUAAUGAAAUAAAGGUUUUGAUUUCACA